UACACAAUGGCAGCUGGCAAGGCUGGCAAGGCUUCUGGCAAAGUGAAGCUCAAGGCGGUGUCGCGUUCCGCCCGAGCGGGAUUGCAAUUCCCUGUCGGGCGCAUACAUCGCCAUUUGAAAACCCGAACGACAAGCCACGGACGCGUUGGUGCUACCGCUGCCGUAUACUCGGCCGCCAUCCUGGAAUACCUCACGGCCGAGGUACUAGAGCUGGCUGGUAACGCUUCGAAAGAUCUCAAAGUGAAGCGUAUUACGCCGAGACAUCUGCAGUUGGCUAUUCGUGGUGACGAAGAACUGGAUGGGUUGAUUAAGGCGACGAUUGCCGGCGGUGGUGUUAUUCCGCAUAUCCAUAAAUCACUGAUCGGCAAGAAGGGUGUACCCGAGUAA
Molecule: messenger RNA, 387 nt
Organism: Anopheles marshallii
Lineage: Eukaryota; Metazoa; Arthropoda; Insecta; Diptera; Culicidae
Product: histone H2A.V-like
Exons: 1
Coding region: 7-387 (126 amino acids)
Cellular component (GO): nucleosome
Molecular function (GO): structural constituent of chromatin; protein heterodimerization activity; DNA binding
Source: RefSeq, a predicted model, not a curated record